Messenger RNA from Dunckerocampus dactyliophorus (ringed pipefish), 2499 nucleotides. It is a transcript of the gene nt5dc1, whose product is annotated as 5'-nucleotidase domain containing 1. The record is from RefSeq and is a predicted model, not a curated record. Gene Ontology annotation, molecular function: 5'-nucleotidase activity. Bases 235 to 1611 code for a protein of 458 amino acids. NCBI's taxonomy places the organism in Eukaryota, Metazoa, Chordata, Actinopteri, Syngnathiformes, Syngnathidae. The transcript is spliced from 12 exons.
CUUAAGACGAAGAAGACGCAGGCGCCUAUCUACGAGCAAAUGACUGCAAUGGUGGUGGAAGAGAUAUAACAAGGCAUCGGUCGGCGCUGAUGACCACCGCAGGGAGGACUAGUUCAAACGCUGCAUUGUCAUCGUCGGCCAGUAACGCCUGAAUCGCUAGUCCUGUGGCGCCCAUUACACGAUAACGUGUUUCUAGUGACACCUCUUACCUUUCCUUUCCGUGCUUCAGCUACAAUGUCGGAAUAUUUCCGUUUGUCAGACUGCGACGUUAUCGGCUUCGAUUUAGACCAUACGCUCUGCCGGUAUCAUCUGAAGGAGACCUCCAAGCUGAUCUAUGAGAGCUUUGCCAGGUAUCUGGUGGAACAUAAAGGUUAUGAUAAGGACCUGUUGAACCUAACGCCUGCUACGUGGGAUUUUUGUUUUAAGGGGUUAGUGGUGGACCUUGAAGAUGGAAACUUGGUGAAGCUGGCUGAAGAUGGAACCGUACUGAGAGCAACACAUGGAACUACUGAGCUUAGCACAGAGGAGAUCAUCAAACAUUAUGGUCCGGCAAGGGAGUGGAAGCAUUUUAACAGCCUCAAUACCUCUUUCGCUAAAUCUGCCAAAUACUACAUGUAUGACAACUACUUUGAUCUACCUGGUGCGCUUCUCUGCGGAAGGGUUGUGGACAUGUUGCACAAGUGGGGAAAUGAAGUGAAUUCAGACUUUUGGAAAGACAUGGUUGCUGCCAUUGACCACAAUUACAACACAUCUGCAUUCAGAGAGGAUGCAGGGACUUAUUUUCCCAGUGUAAAGAGGGAUCCAGGCCGGUACUUACAAACCUGUUCCGAUUCGGUCAAGACUUGGCUGCGGAGCAUGAAGAAUGCGGGAAAAGUCCUCCUCCUCAUAACCAGCUCCCACAGCGAUUACUGCAGGCUCAUCUGUGAACACAUCCUGGGGAAGGACUUUGAGGAGCUUUUCAACGUCAUCAUCACAAAUUCCCUCAAGCCUGGUUUCUUCUCCUUAAAACCACAACAGAGAUCUUUCAAGAACCUAGUGAAUAAUGUGGAGGAAACGGAGGAUCUGCCAUCAUUGGAAAAACCUGGUUGGUACUCGCAAGGCAACUGGCUUCACCUCCAUGAACUGCUGAAGACCAUGACAGGGAAAACCGAACCCAAGGUUGUGUACUUUGGAGAUAGCAUGAGGUCGGACAUGUUCCCCGCCAGCAGUUUUGGGAAAUGGGAAACGGUGAUGAUUGUGGAGGAAAUGGAGGGGGAGGGAGUUCCCAAGAGUGACGCAGCAAAAUUGAACGAGGCCCAGGUGGAGCCGCUGGAGAAAAAGGGAAAGUAUGAGGAAAGCAUGAAGUCACCCUCCGCCGUGUCCAACCAGUGGGGUUCCUACUUUGUCGAUACACACAGAGGCGGUGGAGAAGAUGAAGAAAGUCCGAAACUGACCUGGUGCUGCCACUGUAUUCACAAAUACAGCGCCAUGGCCAUCCCCAGUGUUGAGCACAUAGCAAAUCUCCCCCUGGAUUACAAGUUUCGUAGGUUUUCGCCUGAUAAGCCAUGCACCACCGGAUACUUCCCCAGACCCCCGGAUUCUUUGCUAAAGAUAUGCAAAAGUUUGUCCUAAAAAAAGAAAGUGUAUCAUUAAAAAAAGACUCAUUCCUUCCACCCGCCUACAGCCUCUUUGUAGACAUUUGCCUCCACUUAUCUGUACCUUUCCCACCCAAUCCAAAAUCAUUUGUGGAGCACCAAAUGCCCCUGUUCCUGAAUCAUUCUGAAAAACGUGUUGAAUGUAACCUCAGCUAAAGAGUCUGUGUGUGUAUUUGAGCAUUGUUUUGUAGUUUAGUACACAGUACAUUUUGAGAGUACACAAGUAUGGGUGUGUGUCUGUGUAUGUUCGUCUAUCUGCAGAGUAAUUACUUGUUUAAAAUGUCGUGCUCUCAUGUGUUAUAUACUGUAUUAUGCUCCUUUUAAUUUCUUACUAUUUGACAGUUUCAGAUCUCAUGUACUUUAAAAAAAAAAAAACAACAAAAAAACGUCCACAUGUGGUUACCUCAAUGAUGUUCCCUUACACAAACAACCCAGGUUAUUGCAGCUGUUUUUUCUUUCACGAGCAUCUGUGCCAUCACUGUUAUUGUUGAAGUGUUCUUAGAAAACGUGGUUUUCUCGAUGAAUUUGAGUACCUUGUACGGUCUUUUUGCCUGUGGCAGUUAUGUGGAAAAUAUUCAUGUUAAGGCAGGGGUCUCCGAGUGUACAUGAUGCCUCUAUUCAAUGACAAAUGACCACAAAAUACCAUAAUAAAGACAAUGAUCACACUGUUUGAGUGAAGAGCUGCUUUGAAAAUAAAGUAGAAUUUAAAUGGCGCCAGUCACAUUAACAGCACCUCUCCUUCUUUGUUUUUGUCGAAGUAGCUCUAAUAGCGCUGAAACUAGGAGAGCCCUGUCUUAAGGUCAUGAAGUGUUAAAGAGCUUGCACAAUGCUAUUUCAAUAAAAGACGAUGAAUGUUGAAAAGCAA